Messenger RNA from Gadus chalcogrammus (walleye pollock), 3078 nucleotides. RefSeq names its product protein CFAP20DC-like. The transcript is spliced from 19 exons. Bases 61 to 3078 code for a protein of 1005 amino acids. NCBI's taxonomy places the organism in Eukaryota, Metazoa, Chordata, Actinopteri, Gadiformes, Gadidae. The record is from RefSeq and is a predicted model, not a curated record.
GUUUUUGGUCGUUAUUUCGUUAGCCAACAUAUGUUGUCAUAUGUAGGCUAGCUGAAGACAAUGUUCAAAAAUAAUUAUCAGGGUGGAGCUGUAGUGGAAGUGUUCAGUGCGCAGGGAAAUAACCCUGUCGCUAAAUGGAAACUUCAGGGAGCUCCAGCUUCUAUAAAGAAAAUUUUUGAUAAAGAAGUGAAAGGAUUUGUUUACUGUGUGGAAGGCAGCAGCCAAACAGUUAAAAUGCUAAUUCCAGAGGACGGCAAAACAACCCUUGGACUCCUUCAACGAUUCCUAGUUCUUCAGGUGAAUAUUCCUGAAUGCAGAGACUUUUCCAUUGAGCUCAUAAUAAGCGAUUCAACACAUCUCAAAAAGAGACUAUAUUUCUCAACGGUGCAUAAAGAAUUCUCCGCUACACCUCUGCAUGCAAGGAUACCUUUUGUCUCACUGAAACAAAACAUUUGGAGCAAUUUGUGCAUCGACCUUGUGUCCUUUACGGCCGAGCUGUUCAAGACGGCUGUCUUUCGGACCCUGGAUAGCAUCGCCGUGUGUGCCAACUGUAAAAUACGGAGGAUCUUCACCAUGAAAACAGAGGCGACAGACACCUCCGACGACAGCCUUUUCAGUGAGCUUGGCCUGGGGGAGGUGAUCCCACGUAGCUGCCGGUUCCCACAAGACGUCUGCCACGUGACCCAGGUGUUCAGCAUGGAGGGGGCGCGGCAGACGGCAGCCACUAAACUCCUGAACUCCGACUCUGGUCGACACAACUCCCCGGCUUCAGCAGGUGGGUCAGCCGUGUCCCGGAAACACUCCUCUGCGUCCCACGUAGCCUUCGGCACCCGGGUCUCGCGGCCCCCUCCUCCCCCUCUUCCUCCUCCUCAUCCUCAACAUGCCAGGAAGAGAAGCAGAUCCCGAGAGGAGAUGCACGCGAGGGGCUCCGAACUCAGCCUUCUGCCAAGCCAAGGCCAGACCGCCAGAGACAUAAGUGUGAGGUUGUCAGACGCCACUCCUUGCGAUACCAAAAACGCCUUUGAGGACGAGGUAAUAGGCAUGACGGGCGGCCUGCAGCCCCACCCCCCACAGGACAGAGCACUUGGCAGACAAAAGCUGCGGCUUCCUACCGCUGGAUGGAAAAAAACCCUGUCGUCAGGUUGUCUGUUACACAGUGUGCUUCGCGGCGCUGUGUGCAUAUGGUUCACCGGACUCCCUGGUUCUGGGUCAGCAGCCACAGGUACAGGGCCCGCGGCCCGCGGCGUCCUGAGGGGGGCCGCAGGGGAGAGGGCAGGUCGGCCGCCCAGCGAGCCAGGCGGCUCCGGCCAACCUCUGACGCAGGCAGACGAGAUGAGAGGACUUCAAACUGCAGGGUCUGGCUCCUUCGGCAAGAGCGAUGAUGACGAUGAUGAGGGUGACGAAGGGUGCGAGCCCCAGCUCGUUCUCGGAGGGGGGGGAGGGGAGGAAGAGGCGGAGGUGUUCAGGUUCACGUCUCCCCCUCACUCGGCCCGGCGGGGCCAGGGAGGUGUUGACCAGGGGCCGAUGCAGACGAAGCGGGGCCCCGAGCUGCUGAUUGAAACCCGCAGGCGUAAUGGACCCCAACUGGAAGAUGACUUCGUAGGCAGCGAAAGCGAUGAGGAUUCUUUCCCUCGACCUACAGCAGGGCCUGGAUUCAAGGUGGAAAAGGACCAGCUCCACCACAGCCUCCACCAGCAAACAGCUGCUGCUCCCUCCACCAGUCCCUCCACCCCACCUACACCUGAAAAUCCCAAACCCCAGCCCGACUCUCCUAUUCCCUCCUGCUCAUCACCAUCAUCAUCAUCGUCAUCAUCAUCGUCUUCGUCACCUGGUGUGAGCGCUGAGCGCCCCAUGAUGUCCCCCGCCCGCUGCCUCUCUCCUGCCUGUGGCAGACGGAGAUGUGGUGACAGGGAAGUGGUGGUAACCAUAGAGACGGCAGUAACCAGGGACACGCUGGUAACCAGGUACACAGUGUCAACCAGGGACCCGGUGUCAACCAGGUACAGGGUGGUAACCAGGGACAGGGUGGUAACCAGGGACAGGGUGGUAACCAGGGACACGGUGGUAACCAGGGACAGGGUGGUAACCAGGGACGCGGUGGUAACCAGGGACGCGUUGGUAACCAGGAAGGCGGUGGUAACCAGGGACACGGUGGUAACCAGGGACACGUUGGUAACCAGGGACAGGGUGGUAACCAGGGACACGGUGGUAACCAGGGACGGGGUGGUAACCAGGGACGCGGUAGUAACCAGGGAGGCGGUGGUAACCAGGGACACGGUGGUAACCAGGGACACAAUGGUAACCAGGGACACGGUGGUAACCAGGGACACGGUGGCAACCAGGGACAAGGUGGUAACCAGGGACUCGGUGGUAACCAGAAGCAUGGUGGUAACCAGGGACGCGGUGGUAACCAGGGACGCGGUGGUAACCAGGGAGGCGGUGGUAACCAGGGACAGCUCUGUCCCGUGGGUGAUGGCCAGGCCCAGGAGCACCAGAGGAGCACAGCGUCGCUCUGCAGGAGUUCUCUCCGUGAAGUCCUCCCCGGAGAACUGGUGCAGCACAAGAAGCCAGGAGCCCGCGGGGAGCGCGAGCGCCGGCGUGCGCCCGCCGCCGGCGAGCCCUCCGCCAGGGCGGGCCGAGGACGAAGAGGAGGAGGAGGAGGAUGAGGAGGACGAGGAGGAGCGGCGCAUGCUGGCCAGUCUGCGCCGGGGGAGCGAGGAGCGCGGCGACGACGGGGAGGAGGGGGGGGGGGCGGGCCCCGGGCCCCGGGGCCUCAGUGCCUCCCAGAUCCACCGCUGUGGCGUCAGCAUCAGCAUCAGCAGUGACGACGCCUCCUCCUUCUCCGGCGCCCCCCCUCCUGCGCAGGGCUUCUACUACCAGAAGGAGAUGACCCCCCUCAGGUCCUCAAACCCAAGGGAAUGGAUGGAUGUUAUUAGUCCCCCCAUUUUCCCGGGAAGACGGCACGAGAAGACAGGGAGUGAGGAGGAGGAGGAGGAGGACUAUUUGAACUUGCUCUAUGAUCCGUGUCUUAACUGCUACUUUGAUCCAGAGACAGGGAAGUACUAUGAACUUGUCUGA